This is a messenger RNA of Orbicella faveolata, 1345 nucleotides long. Its product is annotated as sodium- and chloride-dependent GABA transporter 1-like. Gene Ontology annotation, biological process: sodium ion transmembrane transport; nitrogen compound transport; amino acid transport. Gene Ontology annotation, cellular component: plasma membrane. The record is from RefSeq and is a predicted model, not a curated record. Lineage: Eukaryota; Metazoa; Cnidaria; Anthozoa; Scleractinia; Merulinidae.
AUUCAGAAGUUAUUAGAAAACCGCAUAACUAUUAAACUAACGGACGUGAAAUACAGCUUUGAUUUCGCAAUACAACUGUUUAAACUUUCUUUAGCCCAGCACCCGGGCUAAGAGAAGUUAGUUACGACGGACAAAGAUCAAGCAAGUGAUGACUGACGUAGGUAUGGAUCUAUCUUUGCGAGAUGACAAAUCAACCGAUUUCCUGACUCACAAAUCUAAAGAAGACCUUUCUUAUGAACCGAAAGAAUGGAAGGGAAAGUCUUCAAAUGACAUUACCGCUGCCGAGAGUGGUGAUGGUGGGAAAGAAAACCGUGAGACUUGGGGACACAAAGCGGAAUUCAUCCUAGCCACUGUUGGUUUAGCUGUUGGUUUGGGCAACGUUUGGAGGUUUCCGUACCUUUGCCAGAAAAAUGGAGGAGGUGCUUUCCUUAUUCCUUAUGUUAUCUUCAUGGUGAUUGAGGGAUUACCACUCUUCUUUCUGGAGCUAAGUAUUGGUCAGCGAAUGAGGAAAAGUGCCAUAAAAUGCUGGCAAGAUGUGCAUCCAGCCCUGUUUGGAAUUGGUGUGGCAUGCCUUAUGGUGUCUCUGAUGUUGUGUCUCUAUUAUGUGGUUGUAAUAGCUUGGUGUUGUUAUUACUUCUUCAUUUCAUUUACCUCACUACUGCCGUGGGAACAUGACAAGCUAUGUAACAACUACAAGGCAUUUACACAACUUGGAGAAGCUGUUGCCCAAUGUGCCAAGAACAACUCUUGUUCAAACACAACUCAUGCACGUUUGAAGUCAGAAUAUGAUAACUUCCCUGAUUGCUGUGUGCGAGAUCCACCACAAUAUUACUUCUACCAUCACACACUGCAGAUCUCAACUAGUAUUGAAGAUACUGGUGUUGGAAUAAAUGGAAAACUUGCUGGAUGUUUGGUGUUUGCAUGGGUUAUUACAUACCUUUGUGUAGUCAAAGGAAUCAAGUCAAGUGGAAAGGUUGUGUAUUUCACUGCAACCUUUCCUUAUGUCAUCCUGAUCAUCUUGUUCUUUCGAGGAGUUACAUUAGAAGGAGCAGGCAAUGGUGUAAAAGCCUUUUUUAGCCCAGAUUGGUCGCUGCUAGCAGAUGCCAAUAUUUGGAAAGAUGCUGCUACCCAAAUGUUUUUCACCCUUAGCCUGGGCUUUGGUGCACUGAUUGCAUUUGCAAGCUACAUGCCUCUUCACAAUCAAGUGAUGCGUGAUGCAUAUACUGUGGUAUUCAUCAACUGUGGCACAUCACUGUUUGCUGGUAUUGUGGUGUUUUCCAUUCUGGGAUAUAGAGAACAUGUCACAGGCAUCCCAGCCACUGAGNUUUCUAAGUUCUAUCUUUGA